This is a messenger RNA of Arabidopsis arenosa, 1854 nucleotides long. NCBI's taxonomy places the organism in Eukaryota, Viridiplantae, Streptophyta, Magnoliopsida, Brassicales, Brassicaceae. The record is from the annotation of a GenBank genome assembly.
AAAAAAGGACACCUGUCUUCAAUAAAAUCACAACAUUUUCCGUAAAAAAUCAAACUUUUUUCGUCAGUGCUUCACAAUGGACGGUGCUGGAGAAUCACGAGUCGGUGGUGGUGGUGGUGAUGGUUCUGUUGGAGUUCAGAUCCGACAAUCACGGAGGCUACCGGAUUUUCUCCAGAGCGUGAAUCUCAAGUAUGUGAAAUUAGGUUACCAUUACUUAAUCUCAAAUCUCUUGACUCUCUGUUUAUUCCCUCUCGCCGUUGUUAUCUCCGUCGAAGCUUCUCAGAUGAACCCAGACGAUCUCAAACAGCUCUGGAUCCAUCUCCAAUACAAUCUGGUUAGUAUCAUCAUCUGUUCCGCGAUUCUAGUCUUCGGGUUAACGGUUUAUGUUAUGACCCGACCUAGACCCGUUUACUUGGUUGAUUUCUCCUGUUAUCUCCCACCUGAUCACCUCAAAGCUCCAUACGCUCGGUUCAUGGAACAUUCUAGACUCACCGGUGACUUCGAUGACUCUGCUCUCGAGUUUCAACGCAAGAUCCUCGAGCGUUCUGGUUUAGGGGAAGACACUUAUGUCCCUGAAGCUAUGCAUUAUGUUCCACCUAGAAUUUCAAUGGCUGCUGCUAGAGAAGAAGCUGAACAAGUCAUGUUUGGUGCUUUAGAUAACCUUUUCGCUAACACUAAUGUGAAUCCUAAGGAUAUUGGAAUCCUUGUUGUGAAUUGUAGUCUCUUUAAUCCGACACCUUCGUUAUCUGCAAUGAUUGUGAACAAGUAUAAGCUUAGAGGUAACAUUAGAAGCUACAAUCUCGGCGGUAUGGGUUGUAGCGCGGGAGUUAUCGCUGUGGAUCUUGCUAAAGACAUGUUGUUGGUUCACAGGAACACUUAUGCGGUUGUUGUUUCUACUGAGAACAUUACUCAGAACUGGUAUUUCGGUAACAAGAAAUCGAUGUUGAUACCGAACUGCUUGUUUCGAGUUGGUGGCUCUGCUGUUUUGCUAUCGAACAAGUCGAGGGACAAGAGAAGGUCUAAGUACAGGCUUGUACAUGUUGUCAGGACUCACCGUGGAGCAGAUGAUAAAGCUUUCCGUUGUGUUUAUCAAGAACAGGAUGAUACAGGGAGAACGGGGGUUUCUUUGUCGAAAGAUCUAAUGGCUAUUGCAGGGGAAACUCUCAAAACCAAUAUCACUACAUUGGGUCCUCUUGUUCUACCGAUAAGCGAGCAGAUUCUAUUCUUUAUGACUCUAGUUGUGAAGAAGCUUUUUAACGGUAAAGUUAAACCGUAUAUCCCGGAUUUCAAACUUGCUUUCGAGCAUUUCUGUAUCCAUGCUGGUGGAAGAGCUGUGAUCGAUGAGUUAGAGAAGAAUCUGCAGCUUUCACCAGUUCAUGUCGAGGCUUCGAGGAUGACUCUUCAUCGAUUUGGGAACACAUCUUCGAGCUCCAUUUGGUAUGAAUUGGCUUACAUUGAAGCCAAGGGAAGGAUGCGAAGAGGUAAUCGUGUUUGGCAAAUUGCGUUUGGGAGUGGAUUUAAAUGUAAUAGCGCGAUAUGGGAAGCAUUAAGGCAUGUGAAACCAUCGAACAACAGUCCUUGGGAAGACUGCAUUGACAAGUAUCCGGUAACUUUAAGUUAUUAGCUUCGUUUAAGGAACUGUUAUUGUGUAACUUGGAGACUAAUCCAUGGUUGUUUUUUUCUUAGAGAAGAAACCCUUAGAUUUGAUCUCUGACAAUGUCAAUGUGUUUGUUGUUUAUGUGUUUUGGAGAUUUUGUGAUAUUUGAGUUACAGUUCUUGAGCUCAUGUUUUCAGAUCUUAGAUGUGUAAUGAGAAAUCACAGAAAAAAAUGCAAAAUAAAAUUAGGGACAUUAU